UACAUUGUAAACAUGGUUUGGCCUCAUUUUACAACAAGGCAAACAUGUACAUGGACGAGCUGCGAGCAAGCGUCCCGGUCUCCAGUCUAAACACAGGUACAACAGGACUACACAGAGGGAUACAUACGUGUGUGUGUAGCUGUUACUAUGGAUACGGACAAGGAUUCAACGACACCAGACAAGGUGUCUCUAUCAGACAUGGAACUGCGACAACGGACACCCGAGGACACUCCAGAGGAGACUGAACCUCAAGUUGAAACUGACACAUCGAAGUUAACCCUGAAGAAAGAGAUUGGUCUGUUUAGUGGGAUAGCCUUUGUAGUUGGAUCCAUUAUUGGUUCUGGUAUCUUCAUCACUCCCCAAGGAGUCUUGAGGAACACGGGCUCAGUGGGUCUCUGUAUGGUGGUUUGGUCUAGCGGAGCUGUCCUCGCUAUCCUCGGUUCACUUACCUUCACUGAGUUAACAUCGGUCACACGGACAUCGGGAGGGGAGUAUGCAGUGUUGAUGAAAACAUUCGGCCCUAUCCCUGCCUUUAUGUUUGUAUGGGCCAUCGAGAUCGCCAGGAACCCAGCGUCCAGAGCUGUGCAAUGUCUGACGUUCGCCGAGUAUUUCUCCACUUUACUGGAGCUGUGUGGAUCUCCUGAAACGCCAAAGAAACUCAUAGCGAUUUGCGUACUUGUUCUUCUGGCCAUCACCACCUCCUACAGCGUGAAGCUGUCGGCACGGAUACAGGUCUUCUUCACUGCUGCCAAAUUGGGAGCUCUCGUUGUGAUCAUCAUAGGAGGACUGGUCAAAAUUGGACAAGGCACGUUAUCUGAGUUACCAACUGGGUUUGAGGGUACUGUGACUGUGGUUUCGGAUAUCACUCUGGCGUACUACUCGGUCAUGUUUGCAUACAAUGGAUGGAACAAUGUGAACUUCUUGAUAGAGGAGGUGAAGAAUCCACAAAGAAACGGCCCAUUGUCGAGUAUCAUCGGUGUGUCGAUAGUCGCUGUUGUCUACAUCCUCACCAACAUCUCCUAUCUUGCUGUCAUGACCCGUCAGGAGCUGUAUCAGUCAUCGGCCGUGGCACAGACCUGGGGAGACAGGGUCCUGGGUUCAGCCUCCUGGAUUAUCCCGAUCUCUGUCAUGAUGUCUGUGUUCGGCAGCGCUAAUGGUGGAAUGGGAACAAAUUCUCGAAUACAGUUUGCUGCAGCCCGUGAUGGGAAUUGGUGGGAGUUUCUGUCAUUUAUCAAUGUGAAGAGGUACACGCCAAUGCCCCCAAUUAUUUGUCAUGUGCUGAUCGCUAUCUUCAUGGUGCUACAAGGAACCAUCACCAGCCUCAUCACGUUCCUCAGCUUCACAAACUGGGUCUUUUAUGGUGCGUGUGCUCUAAGCUGUAUUGUACUGAGGUUCAAAGUAAAGGACGACCCGAAACGGAUAAAGAUUCCAAUCCUCAUCCCCAUUAUCUUCAUGCUGUUGUGUCUGUUCCUGGUUGUGGCACCUAUUGUAGAUAAUCCCCGGGUUGAGCUGCUGUAUGCUGUCGCAUUCGUUGUCGGAGGUCUCAUCAUCUAUUUCCCUCUCAUCUACUUCAACUUAAAACCAAGGUGGUUUGAAAAGAUAGAGAUGUAUCUUCAGCUGCUGCUGGAGGUCGCGCCAAGUACAUAUGUGGACACGUCCUGAACAAACUGCCCAUUUGUUUAUAUAACCAGAUUACAAAGACAUUUUGGGCAAAAAUUGUUGAAACAAUGCUCUUCGUUGCUACCAGAACUCGAAAUGCACUUGUCUCAUUUACUUCUACCCUGGUAACAACUUCAGUCCGUUGUUUGCCUCCAUGAGAUCUACAAGAACUCGGCAGUUGAAGUCCUUGGUGAAAAGUACAGCCCGCACUUGUGUUGGUCUCCGAGAGAUUUA
Messenger RNA from Haliotis rubra (blacklip abalone), 1893 nucleotides. Its product is annotated as b(0,+)-type amino acid transporter 1-like. Bases 148 to 1662 code for a protein of 504 amino acids. Gene Ontology annotation, biological process: amino acid transmembrane transport. Gene Ontology annotation, molecular function: L-amino acid transmembrane transporter activity. NCBI's taxonomy places the organism in Eukaryota, Metazoa, Mollusca, Gastropoda, Lepetellida, Haliotidae. The record is from RefSeq and is a predicted model, not a curated record. The transcript is spliced from 13 exons. Gene Ontology annotation, cellular component: membrane.